Molecule: messenger RNA, 879 nt
Organism: Colletotrichum chrysophilum
Lineage: Eukaryota; Fungi; Ascomycota; Sordariomycetes; Glomerellales; Glomerellaceae
Exons: 2
Coding region: 1-879 (292 amino acids)
Source: RefSeq, a predicted model, not a curated record
AUGUCUGGCGUCCAGCUACAGAUCCCCGGUGACGCACCAGCUUUUGCUGGUCAGGUAGUCGAGAUAUUCAACUCCGUACUGGGAUCGUCUUCACAAAAGCUGUCAUCAGAGGAUGCAGCCAGAGAAAUCGACGAGUUGUUCAGUCAACAGUACCAAAAAGACGGCACGGCAGGUUCAUUCCUCUGGUGGUUCUGGGACUUGGUACACGAUCUUGCGAUGCAGAUCCCCUACAACAGCCAGGAGCAAGAACAACUCACAGCUGUCAUCAAAUCUCUACAUGACCUUCCCCCAAAGACAGUAAGCUUGGGUCAAGAAUGGGGCUCUGACGGCGCCGAUUCUGUUCCUGUCUGGACGGGCCUGCCUAUGUUUGGCAACACCUUCCGCGAAAAGCUCGAUACUGAACAGGAUAAGCAAAAAGCCGUCAAUCUCCAGGCCUAUGCUGCAAGAGUAGAAGGACUCGGCCUUGUGCCGUUUGAGAUGUACGCGAUCUGGGCUUUCGUCGAUGCCUUGGAGGGCACGAUGAAGCCCAUUCGAGGUGGCCCGGAUGAGAUCGACUCAGACCCUUCUGCCGUACCGGACAUCUCCUUCAAAGUCGCGAUUGCUGCGAACUGGAUGAAGUACGCUGGCCACCGCCUGUACGGACGGGACGAAGAGGUGCAUGGAGCUACGGCCGGCCCGCUUUGGAAGCUGGACAAGAAGGAGGCGGCGAAGCUGCGUCGAAAGCUUCGCGGAACCGAUGGACUCUGCCCGGAAAGAUGGGCUCUAUGGAAGGAGAGGUUCGCGGCCAUUCGGGAUGCCCAAGGUGUUGAUGAUGCCGCCCGCGACAAUGCAAAAGCUGCAUUUGAUGUGAUGGAGGAGAUUGAACAGGGUGGCAAGUGA